Penicillium macrosclerotiorum is the source of this 1668-nucleotide messenger RNA. RefSeq names its product FAD-binding oxidoreductase. The transcript has a single exon. Bases 1 to 1668 code for a protein of 555 amino acids. The record is from RefSeq and is a predicted model, not a curated record. Lineage: Eukaryota; Fungi; Ascomycota; Eurotiomycetes; Eurotiales; Aspergillaceae. Gene Ontology annotation, molecular function: FAD binding.
AUGCCUCCUUUUCUGCAAUCUCUAGGUAUUGCCACGGCGGUAUUAGCUCUGGUUAUCUGGCUCCUACAUCGGCCAAAAUCCAGACCUGAAGGGCAAACUCAGAAGCAUGAAAUUCAAGCGACUCCCAACCCCUUGAUUGAGAAGUUGAUGGCAAACCUACCACGGAGGGUCCUUCUGCCUCAUCGCGACGUGGACCUGUUUCAACGCGCUAUCAGUACUUAUUACGCCGCACAAGAAUGUGAUGUUCCCCAAUCUGCAAUUGUUCAGCCGUGCGACACCGUGGAGGUUUCAGAGGCGAUUAAGGUCAUCAAGGCCGAAUUUGACCGAACUGGAUCGAAUCCGGAUUCCGAUCAAGUGACAUUCGCAGUUCGAGGUGGUGGCCAAACCACACUCGCACGAGCUGCGAGUGCUGAAAGAGGCGUGUUAAUCGACCUCACUCAUCUACGAGAAGUGACAGUUGCGGAUGACCGCGAAAGUGUAACGAUUGGACCCGGAGCCCGAUGGGUGGAGGUUACACAGGUUCUGGACGAUAUGGGACUUGGAAUUGUAGGAGGAAGGAGUUGUGAUGUUGGGGUGGCCGGCUUUACUUUGGGAGGUAAGCACAGACAGUCUGCAAUAUUUACUCUUGCACCACUGACAAGCAAGCUAGGGGGGAUUUCGUUCUUCACCCCUCGAUACGGGCUGGCUUGCUCAAACACAAUUAGCUACGAAGUCGUUCUUGCGUCGGGAGAAAUUGUUACAGCUACAGCGACUUCCCAUUCCGAUUUAUGGCGAGCGUUAAAAGGCGGCUCGAACAAUUUCGGCAUUGUUACUCGUUUCACCAUGCGCUGCUUUCCAAACUCAAAAAUAUGGGGUGGACACAUUUAUGCACCGAAAUCCCAGUCAACGAAGGGCCUCAUGCUCUUGCAUGAGAACCUCAAACUAAUGGACCCCAGUAUUAGCGGCAAGAAGGUUGAUCCGUAUGCCUCGGGGCCUAUUGCUUGUCUUGGAUAUGUCCAAACUUUGGGAAUUUGGCUUUUUUCCGUGCAUCUGGCCUACACUGACGUGUCGAAAGAGUCGACAGAGCUAAAUAAACGCCCAGCUUUCUGGGAAAAUUCGGGGUUUUUAAACCUCUGGCGAUAUUGGAACAAUUUGAAAGUUCGAACUGUCUCGUCCGCCAUCAUUCAAAUUGGCUCUGGAACCUUUUCUGGUAAGCGAAACUCAUUUGGUACGACGACCAUCAAAAACGAUAUAAAUACAAUUAUCGGGGCUCGUGAUAUCUUCGAGGCAGCGAAAGGGUCCUUUCUGAAGGUAAAGGGUAUUUUCUGGGGCAUGAUUAUGCAGCCACUUCUUCCCUCUUGGGUCGGGAAGGGCGAUCCUAAUAUGGCCGGAAUACAUGAAAAUGAAGAAUCACUUAUUAUUGUCAGCUUGUCGGUGUCAUGGGUGGAAGCUAAAGACGAUGAACUCGUCUAUAAAGUGAUACGAGAGAUACUUGACCAAGUUGACGAUAUUGCGGCGACCAACGGUGCAGGUCACUUGUAUCGCUAUAUCAACUACUGUGAGAAAUGGCAGAAACCCCUGGAAGGAUACGGCCAGGAUAAUUUGCAAUUUCUCAGAAGUGUUAGUAAGGUAUAUGACCCAGACGGGCUAUUCCAGAAAGGGUGUACUGGGGGAUUCAAACUUGGUUAA